Messenger RNA from Drechmeria coniospora, 1050 nucleotides. RefSeq lists its product as uncharacterized. Bases 1 to 1050 code for a protein of 349 amino acids. The transcript is spliced from 4 exons. Lineage: Eukaryota; Fungi; Ascomycota; Sordariomycetes; Hypocreales; Ophiocordycipitaceae. The record is from RefSeq and is a predicted model, not a curated record.
AUGCCCUCGCUCGCUACUCCACAGAGGCCACUCGCCGCCGACGCUCCUUGCCAACAUCACCUCGUUCGCUACCUCGUCCGCCACUUGGCUCCUCUCCUAGCUCCUCUCCUCGCUCCCUCGUCAGCAGCAUCGGCGAAAGACCCCAAGAUGCGCUUCCAGCUUUCCCUCUCGGCCGUUCUGGCCCUCGCCGCCUCGGCCUUUGCCCAGACGGCCGACUUCGACCCCAUCUACACGCCAAAGUCCAACGAGGUCAUCCCCGCCGGCUCGCCCUACAGCAUCACCUGGAGCGCCCCGGCCAAGUACGCCGCCGGCACCAUCUCCAUCCACCUGAUCGGCGGUGCCACGCAAAACACCCAGGUCCCCAUCAUGGACAUUGCCUCCGGCAUCAAGAACUCGGACAACGGUUACACCUGGCUCGUCGACGCCACGCUCGGCAGCCAAGCCGUCUAUGGUCUCGUCAUCAAGCUCGAGAGCGACCCUAGCAUCUUCCAGUACUCGAUGCCCUUCCAGAUCAAGGGCAACGGCGUCGUCACCACGGGCACCACGUCCCGCAGCUCCGCUUCCACGACGACGGACAGCACCACCACCGGCUCCGUCACGGCGACGACAACGCAGCAUUCGACGACGUCGUACCCGACGACGCACGUAGGGUACAACUCGACGUCGAUCGCGAAGCCCACGCACCCUUCCAACUCGACGACGCUGGCCACCAAGCCCGUCCGCACCUCGGGCGUGCGCAUCACCAGCACCGCCGCCAUGUACCCCACGGCCACGUCGACGACGCCGGCCAAGGUGCCCGCCAACGCCGCCUCGGUCGUCGGUGCCGGCUCCCUCGGCGUCGUUGCCGCUCUGGCCCUCGCCCUCGUGGCCAUUGCCGGACUUUUCUUCUUCACCGGCCACUCGGAGAGCUGGCGCAUGGGUUGGCUGAGGACUUUAUUGGACACAUCCAAACUGUACACCUUGGACGAGGACGAAGCUCUUCUCUCGUCGCGGCUUCACGGGCUCAUCAUGAUGCCGGUCGCCGCCGCGAACGGAGGGAUCGCUGCCUAG